CGAUUGGCUGAAACAGACCACCAGUCGUGGGUAUGCAGUGCGUAGAGCACUGGAGACACUCCAUGAGUGCCAGUGCAUACAUAAUACACCACACAGAGUGGAUUACAGCUCCUGCGUUCGGUGACCCCGCCGAUGCCUUCAUUCUUGAUCAGUCAUGGUGAUUGCCUGAUCGGCAUACGUGCAGCACUGUCCCCUUCACUGGGUGUGGCUUGGUAUCCGUCGCGAGUGUGGCGAGUCAGGUUGGGAAGGAGAAGCCAUGUCUCCGAACAGCACGUCACGAUUGGGAUAGCCCAAGAAGCCACUAGUGAGUUGGACACCCAAGUCCAGACCAGGAAGGUCGUAGUGGCACAUCUCGAGGAAAAUGGUGGCGGGAAUGGAGGGGAAAAAAGGAAAGGCUGCUCCAUCGUCCUUAUCGUUCGUCCUUAUGCGCUUCCCUUAUUUUUCUUUUCUUUUUUUUUUUUUUUCAUUUUCACUUUUGUCUUUUCUUUUCUUUUUUUUUUUUCUGCUUCCCUUCUGCCUGUUCUCUACUAUAGGCUGCUUUGGAGCCCGCUUCUUCGGGGACCGCUCGAUUGCUGACAUGACGAGAAAGCCAUUGGGGAGAAUGAAGCCCGUCGGAUUCCCCAUCCCCCAUAACUCUCUCGUACCGCGGAUGGGUCCCAAAUGAGACAGGCGGUUGUUCAAUUUCCAACAAGCUUACUUACCUUAUCCAGGCUGAAUGCUUGCGCAAAGGUAAAAACAACACAAUAAAAAUAAAAGUAAAUAAA
Molecule: messenger RNA, 764 nt
Organism: Aspergillus vadensis CBS 113365
Lineage: Eukaryota; Fungi; Ascomycota; Eurotiomycetes; Eurotiales; Aspergillaceae
Exons: 1
Coding region: 133-576 (147 amino acids)
Source: RefSeq, a predicted model, not a curated record